AUGGUAUGCAACGAGAACAGGGAGGAACCGGUAGAAGAUAGAUGGAAUUGGGGGAUCGAGGAGAUUGCAGUAGUGGAACAGUACACAUUCCUCGGAGUAGAGAUCGCAAAAGACUGCUCGUGGAAUGCACACAUGUCCAAGGUAGCGGAAAAGGGCAAAUCACGAGCAGGGAAGCUGCAUCCAAUACUCGCAAACCGGCACCUCGAUACACGCAUCAAAUUGACGGUUUUGAAGAGCGUAAUCGUACCGCCGCUAGAGUACGCCGGAGAAGUAUGGGAAGGAAAUAAGAAGGUAGUGAAAGAACUCGAGGCGGCGCAGAUGAAAGCAGCGAAAAUCAUCCUAGGAUGCUCCAGGCGCACAAGUAAUGCAGCCGUGAGGGCAGAAUUGGGGAUCCAAUCCCUACGGUCGGGAAGAGACGCGAGGAAGCUGACCUGGCAGUAUCGCAUGUGCGGGAUGGGAGAGGAGAGCAUGAUGCCACUUUUCAUCGCCAACUUCGGCAGCACCCUGGACGAACUCGGCGAGCCUGUGGAGGAUAGUGAUGGAAAAACAGUCCUGGAGAGCGUGGCGAGCUUCUGCAUCCUCCUCGGCGUGAUCGGCGCCGUCGCCGGGGUGGUCGGGUUCGUCCUGGUGGCCCUUUGGAGUAUCUCCGGAGAACGUCAGGCGCUACGCAUGCGGAGGGAAUACGUGAAGUGCAUCCUGAAGCAGGACAUCGGAUGGUUCGAUGAGCACCCAGCGGGGCAGCUUCCCACGGCCGUCACCGCCAACAUGGCAAAGGUGCAGGACGGCUUGGGCAGGAAGAUCGGGGACAUCAUCCUCAACGGCCUCAGCGGCAUUGCCCUGCUUAUCACCGGGAUCAUCAUCAACUGGGAGCUCGGGCUGGUGAUGCUCGCGUGCGUUCCCUUCAUCGGUGGGAGCGUCGCUGUCCUGUCCGCUCUCAUGUCCAGCAGCACUCAGGAGGGGAACGAUCACUACUCUAAGGCUGGCGGUGUUGCCACGGAGGUCCUCAGCGGCAUCCGCACGGUAGCCUCGCUCAACUCCGAGGAGAUCGAGCUGGAGCGCUACGGCAAGCACCUGGACGGAGCCUACCACGCCGGGGUGAAGGAGGGCAUGGCCAAGGGCCUCGGCAACGGCAUGCUAUUCACCUCCUUCUACAUGAGCUACGCUCUGGCCUUCUGGUUCGGCACGAAGCAGGUAGCUGACGGGGACGGACGCUCAGGAGGGGACGUGUUGGCUGCUAUCUUCGCUGUCCUCAUGGGCUCGAUGAUGUUCGGGCAGACCGCCCCCGGCAUCGCCGCCCUGGGCGUCGCCCGUGGGGCCGCCGUGGAGGUGUUCGAGGUUCUUGACCGCGUGCCCCCCAUCGGUUCGUCCUCGGAGAAGGGGCUCAAACCCGCGAACGUGGAGGGGCAGGUGGUGUUCGACAGCGUCGGCUUCAGCUACCCUGCCCGGCCGAACGACGUGGUGUACGGCUCCCUCAGCCUGGAGGUAGCAGUCGGCAAGACCCUCGCCCUAGUCGGGCCUUCCGGCGGAGGAAAGUCCACCAUGACCAAGCUGCUACUGCGAUUUUACGACCCCACCUCGGGUACCGUGACUCUCGACGGCACAGACAUCAAGUCUCUCAACGUCGCCUGGUAUAGGCAGCAGAUCGGCUACGUCGGGCAAGAGCCGGUGCUAUUCGCCGGAACGAUCGCGCUCAACAUUGCCAACGGCAAGCUGGGGGCCACGCAGGAUGAAAUCAUCACCGCCGCUAAGGCCGCCAACGCGCACGAGUUCAUCAAGUUCCACCCGGCCAUCUUGCUCCUCGACGAGGCCACGUCCGCGCUCGACUCCGACAGCGAGAAGGUGGUGCAAGCCGCCCUGGACGAGCUCCACAAGGACAAGCCUCGCACGACGGUGACCAUCGCCCACCGUCUAUCCACCAUCCGAGGCGCCGACAAGAUCGCCGUUAUUGACAAGGGCGUCGUGGAGCUGGGUACUCAUUCCGAGCUCCUCGCCCUCAAAGGAAUCUACCACAUGCUGUGCACUAGUCAGGGCGGCAAGACUGAGGAGGAGAUCGAAGCAGACAAGCAAGCUCGCUUGGCCCGGCAGAAGAGCUUCUCAGGCGCGAAGGUGGCGAGGGAGGCGAGCGGCAGCGACGCCUUGCUGCGCCGCCAGAGCUCCAACGUCAAAGCCGGCCACGAGAUCGACCUCUCGGCUUCGGCUGGCAAGAAGGACGCCAAGGUGGACGAAGAGAAGCUCCCCAAGCCUCCCAGGUGCAGGAUGCCACUGUUUUUUUUUUGUGCAAAGACAUACUACGACAACCGUUCGAGAUAA
Ectocarpus sp. CCAP 1310/34 is the source of this 2310-nucleotide messenger RNA. NCBI's taxonomy places the organism in Eukaryota, Phaeophyceae, Ectocarpales, Ectocarpaceae. The record is from the annotation of a GenBank genome assembly.